Molecule: messenger RNA, 3771 nt
Organism: Populus trichocarpa (black cottonwood)
Lineage: Eukaryota; Viridiplantae; Streptophyta; Magnoliopsida; Malpighiales; Salicaceae
Product: U-box domain-containing protein 24
Exons: 5
Coding region: 264-3296 (1010 amino acids)
Biological process (GO): cell surface receptor signaling pathway; protein ubiquitination
Molecular function (GO): protein binding; ubiquitin-protein transferase activity
Source: RefSeq, a predicted model, not a curated record
CUCUAUAUAUAUAUAUAUGCUACCUCAUUUUGUACUGUUACUAUUGUUUUCUUUCGGGUCUUGCUUAUACUUUCCCCGCAAAAUCCGUGCAUUUUCCCGGAAAAUCGAUCCUUCUAGUGAACUUUCAUGGGCAUUUACUACCUGAACAGGCAUUUUAUGAAACCUGAUCUGGAUCAAAAUGUCUAGACGGUUGCUUUGCAACUGGGUUUUUUUACCUCAUGGGAGUAGAGUGUUUUGAUUCUUAGCUUUUGUAGGAGUGAUACAUGAUGGCACUAGAUGUUAUUACUAGUGCAUGUUCUUUUCCAGCUGAUGAGUGCCUUUCACAAAUUGUGGAGGGGAUGAUGGAGGUUGUAUAUGCUGCAAACAAUGUCCUUGUUAAGAAGGAGAGUUUUAAGGAAUUUUCUGUCUACUUGGAAAGGGUUGCACCUGUUCUAAAAGAGCUGAAUAAGAAAGACAUUAGUCAUUCUAGGAGCCUUAACAGUGCCAUUGAGAUCCUAAAUCAGGAAAUUAAAGCUGCAAAGCAGCUGACUGCUGAUUGCACCAAGAGAAACAAAGUGUAUCUCCUAAUGAAUUCUCGGACGAUAAUUAAGAACCUAGAGGACAUCGCAAGAGAGAUAAGCCGAGCUCUAGGUCUUCUUCCUUUGGCCUCUUUGGAUCUUUCAGCUGGUAUAAUUGAAGAGAUUGAAAAGCUUCGUGAUAGUAUGCAGAGAGCUGAGUUCAAGGCUGCUAUAGCAGAAGAAGAGAUUUUGGUGAAAAUUGAGUCCGGAAUACAGGAGAGGGUUGUUGAUCGUUCUUAUGCCAAUAAGUUACUGUUUCACAUAGCUGAGGCUGUUGGGAUCUCAACUGACAGGUCUGCAUUGAAGAAAGAGUUUGAAGAAUUCAAGAGUGAGAUUGAAAAUGCCCGGUUAAGGAAGGAUCAGGCUGAAGCUAUACAAAUGGAUCAGAUAAUUGCUUUGUUAGAAAGGGCAGAUGCUGCUUCGUCUCCUAAGGAAAAAGAGAUAAAGUAUUUCACCAAACGGAAGUCUUUGGGUAGUCAACCAUUGGAACCUCUCCAGUCUUUUUAUUGCCCAAUUACACGGGAUGUUAUGGAGGACCCUGUGGAGACCUCUUCGGGACAGACAUUUGAGAGAAGUGCAAUAGAAAAAUGGCUUGCAGACGGCCAUGAAAUGUGUCCUCUGACCAUGACCCCUCUAGACACAUCAAUUUUGAGGCCUAACAAAACUCUUAGGCAAUCAAUAGAAGAAUGGAAGGAUAGAAACACCAUGAUUAAAAUUGCUUCCAUGAAAUCAAAACUUGUAUCUGAAGAAGAAGAAGAAGAAGAAGUGCUUCAAUGCCUAGAACAGUUAGAGGAUCUCUGUGAACAAAGAGACCAACAUCGGGAAUGGGUGAUAUUGGAGAAUUAUAUACCACAGUUUAUCCAGCUUCUUGGAGCAAAAAAUCCAGAUAUAAGGAAUCGUGCUCUAGUCAUCCUUUGCAUUCUUGCAAAAGAUAGUGAUUAUGCCAAGGAAAGAGUUGCAAAUGUUGAUAAUGCAAUCGAGUCCAUUGUUCGAUCUCUUGGACGCCGUAUUGGGGAAAGGAAGUUAGCAGUGGCAUUACUGUUGGAAUUGUCAAAGUGUAACUUGGUAAGGGAUGGCAUUGGAAAGGUUCAGGGUUGUAUUCUCCUCUUAGUGACCAUGGCAAGCAGUGAUGACAAUCAAGCUGCCGCAGAUGCCCAAGAGCUAUUGGAGAAUCUUUCGUUCUCUGAUCCCAACAUCAUACAAAUGGCUAAGGCAAAUUACUUCAAACAUUUGCUGCAGCGUCUAUCCACAGGACCAGAAGAUGUGAAAACGAUCAUGGCAUCAACUCUGGCAGAAUUGGAGUUAACUGAUCAUAACAAAGCAUCUUUGUUUGAAGGAGGUGCUCUGGGUCCUCUUCUUCACUUGGUAUCAUGUGGUGACAUUCCAAUGAAAAAAGUGGCUGUCAAAGCUCUUCAGAACCUAUCAAGCUUACCUGAAAAUGGCCUGCAGAUGAUUAAAGAAGGUGCAGUUCAGCCAUUACUUGGCCUUCUCUUUCAGCACAUCUCUUCGUUUUCAAGUUUACGUGAGCAGGUGGCUACCACAAUCAUGCACCUUGCUGUAUCAACAGUAUCUCAAGAAUCCAGCCCGACGCUGGUUUCAUUGUUGGAAUCUGAUGAUGACAUUUUCAAGCUCUUCUCAUUAAUUAACUUAGCAGGGCCUGAUGUGCAGCAAAACAUUCUUCUAGCUUUCCAUGCCUUAUGCCAGUCCCCAUCAGCAUCAAAUAUCAAGGCCAAGCUGACAGAGUGCUCAGCCAUGCAAGUUUUGGUCCAGUUAUGUGAGCACGACGACCCUAAUGUGAGAGCAAAUGCUGUGAAGCUGUUAUAUUGCUUGAUAGAAGAUGACAAUGAAGCCAUCAUACUAGAGCAUGUGGGUCAGAAAUGCAUCGAGACCUUGCUCCGGAUUAUCCAAUUUUCUAAUGUUGAAGAAGUGAUUACUUAUGCGAUGGGUAUUAUCUCAAACCUCCCAGAAAAGCACCAGAUCACCCAGUGGCUUCUGGAUGCUGGGGCACUUCCUGUGAUCUCUAAAUUUCUCCCUGAUAGCAAGCACAGUGAUCCCCGUAAAAAUCACUUAGUCGAAAACGCCACUGGAGCCAUGCGGCAUUUUACUGCUUCAACAAAUCCAGAAUGGCAAAAGAGAGCUGCAGAAGCUGGCAUAAUUCCUGUGUUAGUGCAGCUACUGGACUUUGGAACUACCAUGAUGAAGAAAUGUGCUGCAAUUUCUCUUGCUCGUUUUUCGGAGAGCUCACUAGCACUUAGUCGUCCAAUACCGAAGCACAAGGGAUUCUGGUGCUUCUCUGUUCCACCUGAAACUGGCUGCCCGAUUCAUGAGGGAAUAUGUGCUGUUGAAUCAUCAUUUUGCCUUGUGGAAGCUGAUGCGGUAGGACCACUUGUGAGGGUUCUUCAAGAUCCAGAUCCUGGAACCUGUGAGGCUUCUUUAGAUGCCCUGCUGACAUUAAUUGAUGGCCUUAAACUUCAAAAUGGUAGUAAGGUGCUUGCAGAAGCAAAUGCCAUACCACCAAUUAUUGGAUUUCUUGGUUCAUCAUCCCUCAGACUGCAGGAAAAGGCUCUAAACACUCUAGAAAGGAUCUUCCGGCUGCCAGAGUUAAAACAAAAGUAUGGGUCCUCUGCGCAGAUGCCUUUGGUUGACCUGACACAACGGGGUAACAGCAGAAUGAAGUCUCUUUCAGCCAGAAUACUUGCUCAUUUGAACGUACUUCAUGAACAGUCCUCUUACUUCUAAAGAAAUUCAAUGUUUAAUGCCUCAAAAUCAUACAGAGCAGGUCUGACAAGUAAUGACUAGGAAUGAAUCCCAUCUUGAUUCUCUAGCAAGAAGCCUCUGCAUGGCUAUGAGUAGGGCUUCACGUUUUCAAUGCUGGAUGGAAAGUGGCUGUAGAAGGGCAUCUUCUCACUUCUAGAUGAUGCCAGAUAAGUUGUCUUGGGCUGAUUUCGUAACAUUUUCUAUCAUUUUUUUGUGAAGAGAGAAUAUUGAUAGAGAGAUGGAUUUUUAGAAGUGGCUUAUGUUAAGUGCCACAUAAAUUGUUCACUUUGUACAGUUGAAAGUUGAAUUAGCUAUUGAUUUGUCUGCAGGAGAAAAUGACAGAUCAGGAUUAGGUAACCAUUGAUAGACUGGUUACUGUACCCUCCCCGAUCAUUCUUCAUUUUUUCCCCUACUAGAAUUGAAUUCUUUGCUCGUAUUUGUGGCAUAGCUUCUGAUA